GCGGGGCCGGGACCGGGGACCGGGACCAGUGGUGGGAGGAGGCUGCGGCGCUAGAUGCGGACACCUGGACCGCCGCGCCCAGGCUCCCCGCGCUCGCUGCUCCCGCGGCCCGCGCCAUGCCCUCCUACACGGUCACCGUGGCCACUGGCAGCCAGUGGUUCGCCGGCACCGACGACUACAUCUACCUCAGCCUCGUGGGCUCGGCGGGCUGCAGCGAGAAGCACCUGCUGGACAAGCCCUUCUACAACGACUUCGAGCGUGGCGCGGUGGAUUCGUACGAUGUGACUGUGGACGAGGAACUGGGCGAGAUCCAGCUGGUCAGAAUCGAGAAGCGCAAGUACUGGCUGAAUGACGACUGGUACCUGAAGUACAUCACGCUGAAGACGCCCCACGGGGACUACAUCGAGUUCCCCUGCUACCGCUGGAUCACUGGCGAUGUCGAGGUUGUCCUGAGGGAUGGACGCGCAAAGUUGGCCCGAGAUGACCAAAUUCACAUUCUCAAGCAACACCGACGUAAAGAACUGGAAACACGGCAAAAACAAUAUCGAUGGAUGGAGUGGAACCCUGGCUUCCCCUUGAGCAUCGAUGCCAAAUGCCACAAGGAUUUACCCCGUGAUAUCCAGUUUGAUAGUGAAAAAGGAGUGGACUUUGUUCUGAAUUACUCCAAAGCGAUGGAGAACCUGUUCAUCAACCGCUUCAUGCACAUGUUCCAGUCUUCUUGGAAUGACUUCGCCGACUUUGAGAAAAUCUUUGUCAAGAUCAGCAACACUAUUUCUGAGCGAGUCAUGAAUCACUGGCAGGAAGACCUGAUGUUUGGCUACCAGUUCCUGAAUGGCUGCAACCCUGUGUUGAUCCGGCGCUGCACAGAACUGCCCGAGAAGCUCCCGGUGACCACAGAGAUGGUAGAGUGCAGCCUGGAGCGGCAGCUCAGCUUGGAGCAGGAGGUCCAGCAAGGGAACAUUUUCAUCGUGGACUUUGAGCUGCUGGAUGGCAUCGAUGCCAACAAAACAGACCCCUGCACACUCCAGUUCCUGGCCGCUCCCAUCUGCUUGCUGUAUAAGAACCUGGCCAACAAGAUUGUCCCCAUUGCCAUCCAGCUCAACCAAAUCCCGGGAGAUGAGAACCCUAUUUUCCUCCCUUCGGAUGCAAAAUACGACUGGCUUUUGGCCAAAAUCUGGGUGCGUUCCAGUGACUUCCACGUCCACCAGACCAUCACCCACCUUCUGCGAACACAUCUGGUGUCUGAGGUUUUUGGCAUUGCGAUGUACCGCCAGCUGCCUGCUGUGCACCCCAUUUUCAAGCUGCUGGUGGCACACGUGAGAUUCACCAUCGCAAUCAACACCAAGGCCCGUGAGCAGCUCAUCUGCGAGUGUGGCCUCUUUGACAAGGCCAACGCCACAGGGGGCGGUGGCCACGUGCAGAUGGUGCAGAGGGCCAUGAAGGACCUGACCUACGCCUCCCUGUGCUUUCCCGAGGCCAUCAAGGCCCGGGGCAUGGAGAGCAAAGAAGACAUCCCCUACUACUUCUACCGGGACGACGGGCUCCUGGUGUGGGAAGCCAUCAGGACGUUCACGGCCGAGGUGGUAGACAUCUACUACGAGAGCGACCAGGUGGUGGAGGAGGACCCGGAGCUGCAGGACUUCGUGAACGAUAUCUACGUGUACGGCAUGCGGGGCCGCAAGUCCUCAGGCUUCCCCAAGUCGGUCAAGAGCCGGGAGCAGCUGUCGGAGUACCUGACCGUGGUGAUCUUCACCGCCUCUGCCCAGCACGCCGCGGUCAACUUCGGCCAGUACGACUGGUGCUCCUGGAUCCCCAAUGCGCCCCCAACCAUGCGAGCCCCGCCGCCGACUGCCAAGGGCGUGGUGACCAUUGAGCAGAUUGUGGACACGCUGCCCGACCGCGGCCGCUCCUGCUGGCAUCUGGGUGCAGUGUGGGCGCUGAGCCAGUUCCAGGAAAACGAGCUGUUCCUGGGCAUGUACCCAGAAGAGCAUUUUAUCGAGAAGCCUGUGAAGGAGGCCAUGGCCCGAUUCCGCAAGAACCUCGAGGCCAUUGUCAGCGUGAUUGCUGAGCGCAACAAGAAGAAGCAGCUGCCAUAUUACUACUUGUCCCCAGACCGGAUUCCGAACAGUGUGGCCAUCUGAGCACACUGCCAGUCUCACUGUGGGAAGGCCAGCUGCCCCAGCCAGAUGGACUCCAGCCUGCCUGGCAGGCUGUCUGGCCAGGCCUCUUGGCAGUCACAUCUCUUCCUCCGAGGCCAGUACCUUUCCAUUUAUUCUUUGAUCUUCAGGGAACUGCACAGAUUGAUCAAAGUGUAAACACCAUAGGGACCCAUUCUACACAGAGCAGGACUGCACAGCAUCCUGUCCACACCCAGCUCAGCAUUUCCACACCAAGCAGCAACAGCAAAUCACGACCACUGAUAGAUGUCUAUUCUUGUUGGAGACAUGGGAUGAUUAUUUUCUGUUCUAUUUGUGCUUAGUCCAAUUCCUUGCACAUAGUAGGUACCCAAUUCAAUUACUAUUGAAUGAAUUAAGAAUUGGUUGCCAUAAAAAUAAAUCAGUUCAUUUAAAA
Gorilla gorilla gorilla (western lowland gorilla) is the source of this 2571-nucleotide messenger RNA. It is a transcript of the gene ALOX5, whose product is annotated as arachidonate 5-lipoxygenase. Gene Ontology annotation, molecular function: iron ion binding; protein binding; oxidoreductase activity, acting on single donors with incorporation of molecular oxygen, incorporation of two atoms of oxygen. The coding region runs from base 117 to 2141 and encodes 674 amino acids. The transcript is spliced from 14 exons. NCBI's taxonomy places the organism in Eukaryota, Metazoa, Chordata, Mammalia, Primates, Hominidae. The record is from RefSeq and is a predicted model, not a curated record. Gene Ontology annotation, biological process: lipid oxidation.